GGGAAGAUGGCGGCCGCGAAGAAGAGCGUUCUUUCUUCGUUGGCUGUUUAUGCGGAGGAUUCGGAGCCAGAAUCGGACAGUGAAGCCGGAGGGGCAGGCAGCGAGCGAGGAGCAGUCUCGGAAGAGAAAGGAGGCCUGGUGUCUGAAGGUUAUGGAGAAGAUGAUUUCAGUAAGCUGGACGGAGAGGAGGAUGGUUAUGAUGAAGAUGAUGAUGAAAACAGUAAGCAGUCGGAAGAUGACGAUUCAGAGACUGAAAAACCUGAGGCUGAUGACCUAAAGGACUUUUUAGAAGUGGAGAAAAGAGAUCCUCAGGAACUAGUUGCCUCCUUCUCUGAGCGAGUGCGAAACAUGUCUCCCGAUGAAAUCAAAAUCCCUCCAGAACCCCCAGGAAGAUGUUCCAACCACUUACAGGACAAGAUUCAGAAACUGUAUGAGAGGAAGAUAAAAGAAGGCAUGGACAUGAACUAUAUCAUCCAGAGGAAGAAAGAGUUUCGUAACCCCAGUAUCUAUGAGAAGCUGAUCCAGUUUUGUGCAAUUGAUGAGCUUGGCACAAAUUAUCCCAAGGACAUGUUUGAUCCACAUGGGUGGUCUGAGGAUUCCUAUUACGAGGCACUAGCAAAAGCACAGAAAAUUGAAAUGGACAAGUUGGAAAAGGCCAAGAAGGAGCGAACUAAGAUUGAGUUUGUGACUGGUACUAAGAAGGGAACAACAAAUGCUCCAUCUACAACAACAACAACAGCCAGCACUGCAGGUGGAGAUGCACAGAAGAGGAAAAGCAAGUGGGAUUCCGCCAUUCCCGUGACGACAAUCUCUCAGCCCACUAUUCUGACUACCACGGCAACGCUGCCAGCUGUCGUCACGGUGACCACGAGCGCAAGCGGCUCCAAAACCACUGUGAUCUCUGCAGUUGGCACCAUUGUGAAAAAGGCGAAGCAGUGACA
This is a messenger RNA of Euleptes europaea (tarantolino), 941 nucleotides long. It is a transcript of the gene SAP30BP, whose product is annotated as SAP30 binding protein. Gene Ontology annotation, cellular component: nucleus. The record is from RefSeq and is a predicted model, not a curated record. Gene Ontology annotation, biological process: regulation of DNA-templated transcription. The transcript is spliced from 11 exons. Bases 7 to 939 code for a protein of 310 amino acids. Lineage: Eukaryota; Metazoa; Chordata; Lepidosauria; Squamata; Sphaerodactylidae.